Diaporthe batatas is the source of this 777-nucleotide messenger RNA. RefSeq lists its product as uncharacterized. NCBI's taxonomy places the organism in Eukaryota, Fungi, Ascomycota, Sordariomycetes, Diaporthales, Diaporthaceae. The record is from RefSeq and is a predicted model, not a curated record. The coding region runs from base 1 to 777 and encodes 258 amino acids. The transcript is spliced from 2 exons.
AUGCCGACUUACGCUGUUCUUGGUAGCACGGGGAAUUGUGGAUCAGCUCUCAUCCGCAACCUCAUCGAACAGUCCCCUGACAACCACGUUAAUGCGUAUUGUCGAAACGAAGCAAAGCUACAUAAGGUCCUCCCAGAGGUCGCUGACAGCAACCAAAUCAAUGUCUUUCCUGGGAGCAUGAGCGAUGAGGCGCUAAUGGAUAACUGUCUGCGUGGUACGAAAGCCGUCUUCUUGGCGGUGACCAGCAAUGACAAUAUCCCUGGCUGUCGCCUCAACACAGACACCGCAAUCACCGUCAUCCGGUCCCUGUACCGACUGCGUGACGAGGCACUGGUUCUCCUCAGCGCUUGCUGCUUUGACGACCACCUCGCGCGCACCCAGCCCAAGUGGUUCCGCCCCAUCAUGCUGCGGGCCGCGUCCAAUGUGUACUCGGACCUGCAGCGCGCCGAGGACGUCAUGCGCUCCCACGACCACUGGAUUCCCUCGAUCUUCAUUAAGCCCGCAGGCCUUUCGCCUGACAUCGCACGGGGCCACAGGCUCACCUUUGACGAGGAGGAGAGCUUCGUCAGCUACAUGGACCUCUCCAACGGCAUGAUAGAGGCUGCCAACGAUGAGUCUGGUGUCUACCUCGGGAGGAACGUCGGUGUCGUCAACAAGGUCCGCGGCCAGGGUGCCAGCUUCCCGAGCGGCACGCCGUUGUGCAUAGCCAUGGGGUUCGUCCGACAUUUCUUCCCCUGGCUGCACCCCUACCUGCCUGAGACUGGGCCAGGGAAGUGA